CAUACGUCAGACGAUACAUACACAGGAAAAGAAAAUCGAAACGGAAAGCCAGGAAAAUAUGGUUCUCUCGUCUGUAGAAAAAUUGUUGAGCUAUCAAUUGUAAAUAUUACCUGUUUCCUAUUUCGCACCGAUUGAAAGUGGAUGUGCAGCGAAAGCGUGUGUUGUGUCGAAAACCGAGCGUGGAACGUACAGUGAAUACCUGAUUUUGCCUGGGUGUGAAUCGAAUUCGUGUGAGAGAGCGUGCGAUCUGAGACCUGAGAUCUGGGAUCUGGGAUCAGAAAUCUAUAUCUACUUGCCAUACGCAGAGUCAGAAAUUACAGCAAGCAUCUAAUCCCUAUCAAUAGUCAGCCUCCUAGGAGAUGGAUUUCGUUCAAGUGUCGGAGGAGGAGGGUGACGAGCCCAUCGAGCUGCCGGCUGAGGAGGAUGGCACUCUGCUGCUGUCCACCCUGCAGGCACAGUUUCCUGGAUCCUGCGGUCUGAAGUAUCGCAACAUGGACACGAAAGCGGUGCGCGGAGUUCGCUCCAACGAGGGCCGACUGUUUCCGCCCAGCGUGGAAUCCGGCUGGGGCGAGUACCUGUACUUCUGUGUCUUUCCCAAGGAGAACAAGCGCAAGAGCGACGAUAACUUGGAGAACUCAACGGCCAAGACCAAACGCAUCGAGACCCGUCUCCGCUGCACUGAUCUCAUCGUGCUCGGCUUGCCCUGGAAGACCACCGAGGAGAGCUUGCGUGAGUACUUCGAGACCUACGGCGAGGUGCUGAUGGCCCAGAUCAAGAAGGACACCAAAUCGGGUCAGUCCAAGGGCUUUGGAUUCGUGCGCUUUGGCUCUUACGAUGCCCAGAUGCGCGUGCUCUCCAAUCGCCACCUCAUCGACGGUCGCUGGUGCGAGGUUAAGGUGCCCAACUCAAAGGUGAGUCCUCCCGUAUGUCUGCAAAUUGCACGUCUACUAAUCCCUAUGUUCUUCCAGGGCAUGGGCCACCAGGUGCCUUGCAAGGUGUUCGUGGGUCGCUGUACCGAGGACAUAAACUCAGACGACUUGCGCGAGUAUUUUUCCAAGUUUGGCGAAGUCACCGACGUGUUCAUUCCCCGACCCUUCAGAGCUUUCAGCUUUGUCACCUUCCUCGAUCCCGACGUGGCACAGUCCCUGUGCGGAGAGGAUCACAUAAUCAAGGGCGUUUCGGUCCAUGUGUCGAACGCUGCCCCAAAGGCCGAGCAGAACAGAAACCAGCAGGCCCAGAGCUACAACUACAACUCGGCCAACAGCUUUGGAAUGCACUCAUACCACCCACAGGGUAACCACAUGAAUCCCGGCCGCAACGGACACCACAGAGGUAAUAACCAACACAGUGCUCACGGCGGUGAGAACUCAAUCAUCGCCAGUAAUCACAACAACAUUGGCACCGCCGGCUACGGCAUGGGUGGCAACAAUUACGGCGGCAACUCGGGCGGGGGCUACCACAACAAUGGCAGCAAUCACUCCAGUGGCGGGAACACGAAUCGCCAGGACGGCGGCAGCCAGUACAGCAGUAGGCAGGCCAAUUUUCACGGAAUGAACCAGCCCCACAACGGCAACGUGGGCGGCAGCAACGGCUGGAUGAACCGUGGCCACCUGGACAUGCCCAACCUGCAGGCGCUGGGCAUCAAUUCGCAGGGAUCAAGCUCCUCCAACCAGGGCCAGAACAUGAGCAACCAGUCAAUGCUCAAUCUCAACUCACUGCCCAUCAAUCCCGCCCUGGUCGCUGCCGCCUUGAACCAGUGGAGCCUGGUCGGCAACCAGCUGCAGAACCAAAACCAGGACCAGCAGGGCGGCAAUUUUUUAUCGUGGAUGGCUCAGAACGGGGGCCACAACAACGCCAACAACUUUGGUGGACGGAAGGGGCCGAAUAACCCGAACAAUCCGGGCGCCAACGGAAUGAAGCCUGACAACUCGGGCUGCAAUGACCCACAGAACGGGAACAGCGGUUGGUCGAACCAGAGCAGCGGAUCUCAAAACUCCGUGGAGAAGUCAAACUUUCUGUAAGGCGGUGCCUGCUGGACGAGUUGGUACCCAUUAAUGUGGUUAACGAUAACCAAAACCUCUGUAGCUUACUUAAAGAUAUAUGUAUUCCACAUAUAAACAAGUUAAGAAUUGUAUUUAAUAUGUAAUAGAUAUUUUGAUAAUUGUAAGCAAGAUGACACUGGAUGGCUAAUAACACAAUUUAUAGAACACACUUCGAAAUAAAUUCUGCGCCAAAGCUCAGUAUAAAGCUC
Drosophila teissieri is the source of this 2251-nucleotide messenger RNA. It is a transcript of the gene TBPH, whose product is annotated as TAR DNA-binding protein 43. The coding region runs from base 360 to 2021 and encodes 553 amino acids. Gene Ontology annotation, biological process: regulation of gene expression. The record is from RefSeq and is a predicted model, not a curated record. Gene Ontology annotation, molecular function: RNA binding. NCBI's taxonomy places the organism in Eukaryota, Metazoa, Arthropoda, Insecta, Diptera, Drosophilidae. The transcript is spliced from 6 exons. Gene Ontology annotation, cellular component: nucleoplasm.